Molecule: messenger RNA, 893 nt
Organism: Pisolithus orientalis
Lineage: Eukaryota; Fungi; Basidiomycota; Agaricomycetes; Boletales; Pisolithaceae
Product: scamp family-domain-containing protein
Exons: 10
Coding region: 33-803 (256 amino acids)
Biological process (GO): protein transport
Cellular component (GO): trans-Golgi network membrane; recycling endosome membrane
Source: RefSeq, a predicted model, not a curated record
UUCCCCUCGCCUCUCUCCCUCACUACUACGCCAUGGCCGACUACAACCAAAAUCCAUUCGCAUCCACCCACUCGCUCGAUGCAAACCCCUUCGACGACCCCGCGCCCGCUCAGAACAAGACCGCACGGCAGCGUGACCUCGAACAAAGGGAGCGCGACCUGGAGAGACGCGAACAGGAACUCAACCAGCGAGCAGAACACAUCAGAACACACGGCAGAAACAACUGGCCCCCAUUCUUCCCGCUGAUAUUUCAUUCCAUCCCUGAAGAAAUCCCCGAAGCCUCGAGACCCCUCAUAACCCGUCUCUACCAAUUAUGGCUCGCCCUCUUCGCAGCCUUGAUCGUAAACAUGAUCGCAUGCAUCUUCCUCCUCGUUGCAGGAUCAUCAGACGGCGGAAAAGACUUGGGCGGUAGCAUAGGCUACCUCCUAAUAAUUACCCCCCUCUCCUUUCUGCUGUGGUAUAGACCAAUAUACAAUGGCUACAUGAAGGAGCAGGCCUUGUAUUACUACAUCUUCUUUUUCUUCUGCGGUUUCCAUCUGCUUUUCAGCAUUUACAUGGUCAUCGGUAUCCCCAGUACCGGUUCAGCCGGUCUCAUUCAGACCAUUCAAAUGUAUGCGUCCGGCCACUGGGCUGCGGGCAUCCUUGGCACGGUCGCUACCGUCGGCUGGUCAGUGCAGGGCCUGGGGUUAGCAUACUACUACCGUCAGAUAUGGAACCAUCACAACACAGCAGGUCACACCGUCGACAAGGCCAAGGCAGAGCUGGCGAGUCACGGAGCCAAAUCGUACUUUACCCGUGGAUGAUCGAUGAUUAUUAUGUCUUUACACUCGUGUACCCUUCAUGUAUGCCCGGUCUGAGACAAUUUUGAUGAUUAAUGGCAAAUGCCCGUCGGG